Messenger RNA from Cuscuta campestris, 2296 nucleotides. The record is from the annotation of a GenBank genome assembly. Lineage: Eukaryota; Viridiplantae; Streptophyta; Magnoliopsida; Solanales; Convolvulaceae.
UUCACACUUCGUCAAAGCCAGUUACGCCAUUAAUUUUAAGAAUUAGAGGUUUGGAAUUCCAAAUAAAUAAUCUUAGUUUUUAUACUUUAAUGAUACAAUCUAUCGAGUUUCAUCGAAGCUUUCGAAUGAAACAAAAUAUCCCUUAUGUGUUAAUGUAUAUUUAGAGGUAUCCUGAAAUAUAUUUUAAAAAUAUGAGGUACCCGGCAUUUAGUUUCUCAAAAUAUAAACAUGAUGGGUACCUUACCAAUUUUCUCGCACCCUACUCCGCACUCCCAAUUACCGUGGUAUGCUCUAAGAGCUCGCAUCAGCCAUGGCUUCCUGCAUCUCUACAUCGUCUACUUCUUCAAUUCUUCUUCAAACCUCAUCUCACAACUCACAAUUCAAGUCACCAUUUCCGAUUUCAAUCCCAUUUUCCAGUUCUCAUCACCACAGGCCGCUAAGGAUGUGUUGCAAUGCGGCUGCGAAGCAGCAUCCGGGACCCGUGAAGAAGCGGCCGAAUUCCAAAUCAAAGAAGAUGAAGAAGAAGAUGAGUCCGAGUAGCAGUACAGUCCUGGAAGCUGACGAGAUUUAUGAAGAUUCCGAGGGCGAAUCUCAUGACAGAGCUCCGACGCCCUCUGGAGGUUACCCGCAGCUGCCGAAUCCUCCCGCCGGCUUUGUGCUGGAUGAGCAAGGCCGGGUUCUCAUGGUUUCAAACAAACGCCUGUUUACAAUUGUGGAUCCUUCCAAUAAUUUACCAUUAGAAUGUGUUAUCAGGAGGGUAUUCAGAAGUACACAUGGAGUUGAGUGCAUGCUGCUCUGCCCUGUUGAUAUGCCUGUUAUGAUCAUGAAGAGCACAAAUAUCGAGGGGUGGUCAGCUGUCAGCGACGAAGAACUUGACACCAUCCUCCCUACCGCAGCCUAUGCCCUUGCCAAGAUUCACCUGCAUCUUGUACAUAGUGGGUUUUGCUUUACUGCCCGUGGAGGAUUUUGCUAUGCAGAGGAUGACAUUUUUUAUCUAAGCAUGGAUGAUGGUGAGAGCACAGAUGGUGUGCCUACUGAAGGAGUUGAAAUCACAUGCUUCCAUCAUGACGGUUCUCACUACAUGAUUUACACACCCUCAGAUCCACUACUUUUUGUUGCAUCAAAGGAUAAAGAUGGUGUAUUUCGAAUUGCAGAUGAUGAGCUAUUGGAAGACCCAGAAAUUGCAAGUGCAGUUGAUGAGGAGACAGAAUUCAAUGCUUUAGUGGAAGAAGAGGUUGCUCUUUUCGAGUCGCUCUUGGGCGAAAGAUAGUCUGAGGUGAUAAUACUCCGUGAAACCACGUCUUCCCGGAGAAAGGCACUUUCACACAGUCUAUUACACGUGCCUCUUAUUCAACUAAGGGGCUGUUUGGCAACUUCUGAAUGGGUAAGUGCUGAACCAGUAAGAGGUCUGAACCAUUAAGUGCUGAACCAGUAAGAGGUCUGAACCAUUAAGAGCUAGUAUAUUGCUUAAAUAUUCAGAGGCAAAUGUCUGAUCAAUUCAGACAAGAGGUCUUAACCAUUCAGACUCUGUAUAAUACUUAACCAUUCAGAGGCAAAUCUCUUAACCAUUCAGACAUCUGAACCAUUAAGAGGCUGAAACAAACAGUCUGAACCAUUAAGUGCUGAACCAUUCAGACAUCUGAACCAUUAAGAGGCUGAAACAAACAGCCUCUAAGGCGUAAAUAUAUAUUACUCCGAGUACUAUAAAAUUAAAGUACCUAAUAAUUAUGCAUGCACUAUAUGCUAUUUUAGGUUUUUUUGAAACUUUAUUUUUGGGUCUUAUUUUUAACAUAUAAAGCCUGUUUAAUGUUAGUGUUUUAGAUGAUAUUUUAACGUAGAUUAAUCUUUAAUAUAUAAAAUAAAAAAUUGUUGUUAGGGAACAUUUUUAAAAUAUUAAAAUCAAACGUCAAAUAAAAUCUUGGUAACUUUCUGUCUUCGCCUAAAUGAGUUUUAUAGUAUUCAUUUUAAAAAAAUUAACAAUAUUCUUUAGACCCACAAAAAAGCUGAAAGAAUUUUUUCAUUAUUUGAAAAAAAAAACAGGUUCUUUGAAUCGGUGCAAUCAUUUUGCAUACUCAUGAUAUUCUCACUCAUAAUGGAAUGGGAAUUGGGAAAACCAAAAAGUGUUUCUUUUGAACUGUGGGUAAAUUUCAGUAAUGGUACCUGAACUUUAGCUGGAAUUUCGAAGUGGUACCUGAACUUCAAAUCCUUUCACAAAAAUCCCUGAACUUACACAAUCCUUUCACUAAUGAGCCAUUAGCCCGUUUCUAGGUUAACUUCCGGUCAUUAGGGCCAAAUU